AUGGCCAAUGAUAAAGCCGCAUCCGCCUUCAUGGGCCUUCCGCUUGAAGUGCGACACACCAUCUUCGAGUACGUAGCUGCCCGUGACGUCAAGCCCAAGAAACUGCUCCGUUACUGGUUUGAGAAGAAGGAGGUCAAGGCACUUGUUGAGCAAGAGGUCACCAACAACCCCAACGGUCCUGCGCCCCAAGUAGUGUAUGGUAACGACUACGAUGAGUACGAAGACGAGAGCGCCGCAACUGAUGAAGACGGCGACGAGAGUGACGACCCAGAAGAGACUGAGAGCGCGGAAGAGGACAGUGAGACCGAAGAUGAAGAUGAGGACGAGGACGAGGACGGGGAUGACAAUGAAGAGGCAGAGCAAGAAGAGGAUAGCGAGGGUGAAGACGAAACCGAACUCGAGGAGGGCGACGAAGGUUUCACCGACAGCGACAGCAAUACUGCUGCCACAGCCGCCGCCACUCAGCCUCUUCCUCCGGCACCUGUGGUUCGGCCCCAUGCCAAAUGGCGACAUAUUCCAAACUUCAUGCGCCUCACCCAGUGCCCUGCGCCAGUCCAGCUCUUGUUGGUCUCACAGCAGCUGAAUAACGAAGCCAAGAACUGGUUCUACGACGUAGCCACCUUACGUAUCGAUGCUACAGGCAGCUUCGCCCAUACGUCAUUCUUCGAAGAAGCAUUCAGCCAGAUCACCGACGCAGCGUUCUCUCCCAUGGAAAACAUCCGCAAGGUUGACAUCACCUUCGUUUGGGAUUCGACUUGGAUCCGCGCGGACACUACUGGGUCUGUCGAAGCCAUUUUCCCCGCCCUUCUUCGUCAGCGGUCAAAGUUCGUACACCAGAUCCUGCUACAAGCGCCCGAUUUGCGGGAGGUCACCAUUCACUGGCAAGUAAACUCCACGCAUGACUCUGCCCAAGACGACGAGAGCACUAACCUGAUGCUUGACAACCUUGAGCCAUUCCAUACGCUUCCUGCUACCGUCAAGGUCGUUGAGCACUAUAUUGUUGCGGAUGCAACGCCUAGGAAACGCAGCGUCGCUGGCAAGCGUCGUGUUGAGUUCCAGAACAUCCUCGACAUGGGUCUCGAUCGUCUCUUCUAA
This is a messenger RNA of Alternaria alternata, 1095 nucleotides long. RefSeq lists its product as hypothetical. The record is from RefSeq and is a predicted model, not a curated record. NCBI's taxonomy places the organism in Eukaryota, Fungi, Ascomycota, Dothideomycetes, Pleosporales, Pleosporaceae. Bases 1 to 1095 code for a protein of 364 amino acids. The transcript has 5 exons.